Molecule: messenger RNA, 1845 nt
Organism: Rana temporaria (common frog)
Lineage: Eukaryota; Metazoa; Chordata; Amphibia; Anura; Ranidae
Gene: EMP2
Product: epithelial membrane protein 2
Exons: 5
Coding region: 141-635 (164 amino acids)
Cellular component (GO): plasma membrane
Source: RefSeq, a predicted model, not a curated record
GGGAGGGAACUGGUGUGGUGUGAGGGAGAGGUUCAAAACAAGUCUCAAAUUUAUCGGCUCCGGCAGCUGCUUCAUCAUCUAGGACGUGUCUGGCUGAGCUGUUCAGAUUCCUCCUUGUCUGCUAGAAGAACGUAUUGAAAAUGUUGGUGGUCUUGGCUUUUAUCAUCCUCUUCCACAUAACCUCUAUAGCAUUGCUGUUCAUUGCUACAAUUGACAAUGCUUGGUGGGUUGGACAAGACUUUUAUGUUGACAUCUGGAAGGUCUGUUUGAAUGCCAGUAAAACAGAGUGCUUAGAAAUUGGAAGUAAUAACCCUAAUUUUCAGGCCAUUCAGGCUGUUCAAGCUACAAUGAUCCUUUCGACCAUACUUUGCUGUAUAGGACUUCUGAGCUUUGGUCUUCAACUGUUCCGGCUGAAACAAGGAGAGCGAUUUGUCUUCACUGCUAUCAUCCAGAUGUUGUCAUGUCUUUGUGUUAUGAUUGCUGCUGCAAUCUACUCUUCCAUGUAUGAGAAAUUUCACCCAACGUUGGACAUUAAGAAUGGCACAUUUGGUUAUUCCUUCAUUCUUGCCUGGAUUGCCUUUGCUUUCACUUUAAUUAACAGUAUCAUGUACUUAAUACUUAGAAAACGCAAAUAAACCAUAGUAUACGCUAGAUAAAUUCACUACAGAAGACAAAUACAGAUAAGUUUUGUAAUAUCCAUUUAAUUGUGAUUUUUAUAGCAAAAGAUAUUUCCUGAAACAUCCAUGUACUGUUCUCUUGGCAUGUUUAACGCUAAGACUAUAAUGCAUUAUACAUGUAUCUGACCCGGAAUAUUGGCUCUUACUGGGGGAAAAAAGGAAUAUUGCAAUACACACAUAAUGUUUUACAACUUGAACUUUUUUGUUUAAUUUUGUAUAAAUAUAUUUUUGUUGUUUUUGACUUUGAUUUAACAAGCACCGGGUAAAGGUUUUAUUGUAGGGAUGGGGAGAUAAUAUUGCAAUUAAUACAUCAAACUUGUUGCCAGAAUGAAAAGACUAGAAAUUUGUACAGUGCUUCUUAAAAAAAGCUUGCUGCCAUACAGAGAAUAUGGGGCAUCUGGAGCAAAUAAAGAUCCAUAAUCCAGCUGUUACUUCUGCAGAAAACCCUGCAAAAAAGCCUUUUAUCUGUUUCAUCUUUGUUCCAGCAACUUUAACAAACUAAUUGGGGUUAAUCUAUUAUAAUAUCCUGUUUAUAUCAUGGAAAGGUUUUUGGCCUGCAUUUGUGUAGGGGAUAGGUGAAAAUUGUUGUGCUAUAGUCAGCCUAGAAACAGUAGGGGAAAUGUAUAUGUAAAAGGGAUGACUGAUCUCUUUAAAGUAGAUCUGAACCUAAUCAAUAAAAUCCUAUAGAAACUUUUAGAAUGUUAAUUUCAUUUCAAAAGCUAUUUUUCAAUCUGCAGCUUUCAUUAAAAUGUAUUGUUAAUGCCAUAAAUGUUCUUUUGCAUAUACUUUAUGGGAUAACAAAUCUAUGUCCCAAUUGCUCUCCAAUGUUUUCAAACUGGCUUCUGAUGAAGACUGCAAGCACAUGUGCUUACCUGCACAAUGCACAAGCAUGUUUUGCAGUUGCCACGAUCAGGUUGUUGGUAUAGAACUGCCACUGGAGCGCAUACAUGUAAACAGAACGUGGGUUCAAAGAGGCUGGAUGAGAUAAACAUUAAUGAGAUUCAAAAAAGUUUUGAAGAAAAAGUGAAAUGGUAUCUUUAUAGGGUAAAACAAAUGGCAAUUGUGAUACACAAUGCUUUAGCAAACAAAUUUAAUUUGGUUAAGAUUGACGUCUACUUUAAAUUGUCACUGCCUUUCAGGUGGCUGCAAAUAAAACAAUGUAUUGUAA